UAGCGGCAGAUAGCAGGAACUGAUACAACUGGGGUUGCAAGUCAAACUGAGAAACAUGGUUCAACAAGUCAACUUGAAACCGAGCUAGUCUUCUCAUUUACAGAACUGUAUUCACGUGUCGUGGAGAUACAUCUGCACUCUUUGGAAUACAGGUCUUAAUUGUUACUAGUAGUGGUGGCGGGUCAGUGGUGGAAGUACGAGAUGUAACUAUGGACAGCAGACUUAAAGAAAAGCCAGAAAGGACUGUUGAUCUAGCUCUAAAAGUGGAACGUCCUAACACAAAAAAUGAAGAUCCAGUGGUGCUGUGGAAGUUCCCGGAGGACUUUAGAGAUCAGGAAGUGCUGCAAACUGUGCCAAAGUUCUGUUUCCCUUUUGACAUCGAAAGGGUCUCCCAGAAUCAAGUUGGACAGCAUUUCACUUUUGUCCUUACAGAUCUUGAUGGCAAACAGAGGUUUGGAUUCUGUCGGCUAACAUCAGGAGGGAGGAUCUGCCUCUGUAUUCUCAGCUAUCUGCCAUGGUUUGAAGUUUACUAUAGACUCUUGAAUACAUUGUCUGACUACUUAGCAAAAGGACUGGAAAAUGAGUUGAAUGACCUGCUACAACAUCUGUAUGAUCACCCACUGCCAAAGCCAAAUACUCCCCUCAGUCUCAGUGUGACCCAAGAGGUGUGCAUUACAAGUGAGCAAAGACUACCAAACCAGCAAAGCCCGAUAAUGCAUUCAUACUUCAUUGCUCCUGAUUUGACAAAAUUACCUACAGUACCUGAAAAUAGAAACCUCACAGAAUACUUUGUAGCCGUGCAUGUGAACAACAUGAUUCAACUAUACGCUGCUAUGCUGCAUGAAAGACGCAUUAUUAUUACUGCUACCAAACUAAGCACUUUAACCGCUUGCAUUCAUGGGUCAGCUGCAAUGUUAUACCCAAUGUACUGGCAGCAUAUAUAUAUCCCAGUAUUGCCACCACAUCUGCUGGACUACUGUUGUGCACCGAUGCCUUAUCUAAUUGGAGUGCAUAUGAGUCUAAUGGAGAAACUGAAAAGUCAUGCAGUAGAAGAUGCAAUUAUCCUCAAUGUGGACACGAACACUUUUGAAACACCAUAUGAUGACAUUAAUAACCUACCAAGUGAAGUGGUCUGGGCACUGAAAAGCAAACUGAAGAAACAGUCCACAGCUAUGGGAAAUGGUGUAGCCAGAGCCUUCCUCAGGGCUCAAGCAGCUCUGUUUGGAUCAUACAGAGAUGCACUGAGAUACAAGCCUGGGGAACCAAUCACAUUUUGUGAAGAAAGCUUUGUGAAGCAUCGUUCCAGCACUAUGAAGCAAUUCCUAGAGACUGCAGUAAAUCUUCAGCUGUUUAAACAGUUCAUUGAGGGUAGACUACAAAAGUUAAAUGCUGGUAGAGGAUUCACUGAUGUCUUUGAAGAUGAGAUAACUCGUGGUGGUUUCUGUGGAGGAAAUUCAAAGUCUUAUCAUCAAUGGAUGCAAACAAUGAAGAAGGGCAGUGCACUGAUCAAUACUGCUGUCACCAAAGCAACGCCAGCUAUGAAAAAUGUAUACAAGUUUGCAAAAAGUCAUGCAAAGCAGGGAAUAAAAGAAAUGAAGAGCAAGUUAAAACAAAAGGACAGUGAUGAAGACAAUGGAACUUGCAUAGUAGGCUCCUUUCCAGUUGCCCAACCUCUUACAGCACAUGCAGGCAGAAGAUCAAACUCUGAGAAAAGGAGACUUGCUCAGACUCGGUUACACAGACCAGUAACUGCUGUAGGAAACCUUGACCAAAGCUUUGAUGAUGAUGAAGUGGACAACACUAGCAAAUUAUCUUCUGAAGAUGGGGAUGAAGCAUCAGGCUACACAUAUGAUAGUGAAGAGUCUGAUGAUAUGGGGCUGUCUUCUAAUUCAGGAGGUGAAAUGGACUUACUCGGCGAGAUUUUGGAUAGCUUAAGCAUACACAGCUCAGACCAGACACGAUUAUCUGGAGCCAAGAGUUUGGAUUUCUUCAAGUCUAUGGAUGACAUUGACUACAAGUCCACGAACAAAUAUAAUGCCCCAAGUGUGAGCAACCUGGAUCGGUUUGGUGAAAAUGAUGGUGACCAGAGGGAAUGGCAUCGAGGUCAGGAUGAUAGUGCAGUAAAUGGUAAGCAUUUGCCACCAACUCUAAGGAAACGGAUGUCAUCAUCAGACUCUGGAGAUUCAGUGCCAGUGGCAGACAUUGAAAAGAAACUGUCUUCGAGUUGCAGCAUCAUUAGUUUCCCAACAAUCACAGUAAAUUCUCAGUCACCUGCAGGUUCAACAACAUACUUGGAUUUUAUGGAGUAUUCCAAUGAGUUGGGAAAUAAAGAGGGACAGAUUGUCACUUAUGAGCAAACACUAACAAAUACCAUUCAAGAGCAUAAUCCAUCUAUGCGUCCAUUAUCCACUUUUGUCCCAUGGAGAAAAGACAACAGAGGAAGAAAUACAGAACUACUAAAGAAUACAUCACUGCAUGGACAAAUUCUGACUUUGUGCCAAGACAGUUCUGCUUUCCAUCACAGUUUCAACACAGAAGAAGCUGUAACUACCACCAAAAGCAGUGCAAAAAAAACGCAAGAUGAUAUAUAAAAUAAAGGAAAAAUAAAAUGCACUCACAUAAAAAAUUAAGGCCCUGAGUAGAAGUUUAGAUUGUUAACAAAUUGACUGAAAUUUGUGAAAGUCCAGGGAUACCAUUUUAGUAUUCUAACUCAUUCUGCAGUGCUAAAACUGAUGAUGGUAGAUAAACAUGGGUAGUUCAGUUUUAUCUUUUGCAGGAAAAGCUCUGAAAACAAACAUUACACUUACGUUAAUGGAAUGCUAUACAUGAAAGGUGAGCAGCAUUGUUAUAUAUUGCUUCAUGAGUUUUCCAUGCAAAAACCUGAAGUUUUAUUAAAAGAUAUGUGGCUGUUUAAAAUGCAUAGCUGAAUAAUAACAUUUAGUGUGAUCCAAAUUUUUGAUCUCUUGUAUUAUUUUAUUUUUUUCUGCAAACUUAAUGUCAGAAUUUGCCACACAUACAGACCAUCUGAAAAUGAAUUUUGUGAAAAUCAUAAUUAUUUUAUAUCCCGUUACAGCUUUCACUCCAUAAAGAACUUUGGCGUGUCUCCUGCCAUAGCAGAAAUCACUGUAAAGUACUUUUCUUGUCUAAAUUCUGCUCAUUGUCUAGCAGUUAUACUGCCCCAGUGCGCUUACAGAAAUUAUACAGCGUAAUACAUCAUUUAUGCAGUAACAAAAGAAAGGUGCUUGUUCCCACUAACUCAGUUUUUUUAAUUAACAUUGUCAUUGGUAGUGCCUUUAUUUUUGAUACUAAAGUUUUCCAGCAUGACUUUAGAGAUGUGAAGAACUUACUGCAUAUGUCUGUAUGCAUUUUAAUUAAUUACCGCUGCAGAACAAAAUAGUAGUACUAUAAAGAAUAUAGGAUUCAGACAAAUGAAUUAUUUGCCUUAGAAUUUUACACCUCCGUUUCAAAUGAGAGGUUUUGUACAGACCUGCAAUGGGAAAGAAAACCUGUGCAGUUUUGACUGUUUGCUAUAUCAUUUUACUGAAUUAUUAUUUAAAAAUCAAUAAUAUUAAGCUUAGCAAAGCACUGCUUGAAAGGGAAAAUCAACUGUAUAUAUAUUUUUUAAACGAAUCAUUCUCCUAUGGAGAUUUCGUUCAGGUAUUUUAAAAGUGGUAAUGCUGGGUUUAACUUCAGAAAAACUAUCAUAUUUUAGUGGCAAGGUACUCUCUCAUUUACUUGCUUAUUACAGACUGCUGAAAUGUCUGUUUAAAUAGGAAGAAGCUGUAUAUACUAUAUACAGCAACUUUUGAUGUGUAUUUCAUCCGCAUGGUACAUUUGAAGUAAGUGUUCUAAAGACUGAAUAAGUCUUAAGCAUCAACAGUAGUCAUGAAGAUUCAUUUAUUUCUCUAAUUUCUAAAUAUGGAUGUGUUGCAUGAGGAAGCCAGAGUCUGUGAGGUGUAAUACUUCAGAGUCUGUCUUCUGCACUGAUCCAUAGUUGUAUGCUUUAGUUACUAAGGCUAUGAAAAAAUCCAAAGUAAACCUGGUGUGAUAAUACAAAGGCAACUUAUAUGCAUUAGACAGAAAAUUUAUACUGAUGGCAGCACUCACAUACACUUUAGUUUUUCUAGAUGCCAGCUCAUGUUACGCAUCUAUGGAAUCAGGAAUUCAGCAAGUGGCAGAAUUCCUUUCUUUGAAAUUAGUUUGUAUACUGGAGGUUAUUCUCCUGUAAAUAUAUAAUCCUGCUGGUUUGCUUUCUGCUGUCUCCCUAACACAGAAAUACAACAAACACACUUGCACUUACAGACACACACACACACACACACACACACACACACACACACACAGAAUGUAGAAGGGGUGUAACUCAGUUUGUGAAGUUUGCACAUUGUGAUAUACUAGGGACAUGAAGUCUGACCUUACCUUAGUAAAAACCUUACCCAUUGGAGUGACCUUAAAACUAGUGGAUCUUUAUUUCUUCAUUUAUUUUAUUUUAUUAACAGGUCUAUCCCAAUGAGCCAAAUAUUAAUUUACAAGGGGCACCUGGAGAUAAAACCUCCAUAAUACUGGUCUAGUGAUAAUUUAUUAACAUAGACUACCAACUUAACUGUCUUUUUGACAUAUGGAAGGAAAAUGGGGUAUCUGUAGCCACCACAUUACAAUGGGUGUACUGAACCCACUCUACUCAUACAACAUUUAAAAGCCAAAAUAUAAUCUACUUUGCAACAACCUUCAACUUUCUCAAUAUAUUGCUUCUGAAAGCACUCUUCACCUGCUCUGUGCGAUUGAAAAUACUCCUAACUUUUGACUUGUUUUCUUUUCAGCAAAUCUAUAUGAGAAUAUAAAGGAGUGACUGUAGUAUCUGAGUAUCUUCAUGUUAGCUACUUUCCCAGAGUUCAUAACAGUCUAGCAGAUGACAUGAAUGGUACAGAUGUACACUACUACAAGAGGUCCGUAACUCUUAAUAUAGCAGUCAUUAUAAAACUCAGAAAGGAUCCUUCUUACAGUCGUGCUCACUAACAGACUGCCUUUCUUUUGUUCCAUAAUUAUCCAGCCUCAGACAAGUGUAGUUUUCUUACUCAACAUUCAGACUAUUCUUGAUGUUUUAGUUAGUAUUUGAUAGACUCAGUUAAGAAUCUCAUCCCUAGUGGUCAUCAUCGUCAUCUUUCUAGAGGGUAGUUAUUCAUUUUAACAAAUUUCAUACCAAACCAUCUCUGGUCAUUUCCUUUAUAAAAUUUGUAAUAUACACUGUAUUAAUGAGAUAAUUUGCUUCAAAACAGAGACACACAGCUGUUCGGCUGAUGGCAAGUAUUAGAAUUCAUUGCUAAUGAAUCACUUCCCAACUACUAUCUGUCUGUUUAUUAAUUGAGGGGCCAGUAAAUGUCAUCACAUGUUGAUCCUUCAAGGAGAUUCACCACUUCUGUUUAUUUUGAACCAUUCAGCAGUAUCUGUAUUUUGUCUGUUUACCUGUGGGGGAUGUCAUUAGAAAGUCUAUUCUAAGGUUCUUAUUUCCUGUUUGGAGUCUAAUCUUGUCCAGACUAUGAUAAUGUCUCUGUUUUGAUGGCGGUAGUGUCUGCUGUCUUUAGUCCAAAUUCUCUGGAUAACUAUUUCUUACACAACAAUAAGAAGAUAUGCUAAAUUGCCUAAGGCUUUUUCCAUUGUGUCUAGAUAUCUCGUGACAGUGGAUCGGUUUCACUGCACAGUCAUUUAGUGGCCUCUUUCUUAAACAUGUAGGAACAGCUAAAACCCAGUUUAAAAUAAAUAAUGACAUUUUUUGGUAGAAAUUAUGCAAAUAACAUCAUGUAAAUAUGUCCUACGCAGGGAUAGAUUCCCAUGAUCAGACAUGUCAGUGAUGUGUUAAUCAAAUCUGGUACUCCAGAACUUGUUUCUAAAAUUUCCAUUCAAUACUUCCCUGCUUAGGAUAUCUGAAUCCCAUUGGCUGUAACAUUUAUUCACCAUAUGCUGUGAAUACAUCACUGUAUUUAUCCUAUUGCCUUAAAUUCUGCUCAUCCAAGAUGAAAUGUAGGAAUGUCAGAAACCAACAGGAUGGGCUGGGUGCGCAGAAGUCAUGGAAAGAGGCAUAACCAGUAAAAGACAGAAUGCUUUUUUAUCUCUGUACACAAACUUGAUAUUAACCCUUCUAACUUUGUAUAUUAAUGAGGCAUUUAUGGAGGAAAAGUAUCUUUUCAAGAUGUGAACAGGAUGAAGUUGUUUUGAUAAAGGACAAUACCACUACCUAGAGGUCUGUUGGCAUCCAUUUGAAGACAGAUUAAAUAAAUUAGUGUGUACACCCUUCUAUACACAAGAAGAGUUAGAUGAUAGUAAAUCUCUGGAUUCUUUACAAUGUCCAUAGGUUAGCAUCUUUCAGGAGAAAAGAUUUGCAAGAACAAAAGGGAAAAAAACAUUUGAUAUAGAGGUAACUGGGUUACUUCACAGAGAGUCUAAUGUAUAUUUUAAAUUGCUUUCCUGAAUGCCUCAGGAUCUGAACUAAUGAAGGAAGUCAACAAGUUCUUGGAAUGGCAUAGGACAUUUUGUGUAGGUUGAACAACACUGCAGCUAAAUUAUGAAAUGGCAUAUUUUUCAUUAGACAUGGAAGUGGCUAGUACAUGUAAUCCUUAACUGAAGUUAGACUCUUUUUCAUGUUAAUUUAGUCCAAAAAUGGAGGAGACAUGAUUUUUAUGGAUGUCUUGUGAUCUUUGAACCCAGUUGCCAUCAUUGAAUGAAUUCUGCCCCCAUCCCAUCAACUUUUUAGGGGGUAUGUCUUGUAGCACUGAAAAGCCUGAUGCAACCUAAUGUCUAUAUUAUGUGCUUAUGUAGAGCCAUGUAGAGAAAAAUAAAUAUGUUUGAGGUGUCAUAAUAGAUCUUGAACACUCCACACAUAGUAGAUGGAACUUCUACACAAAAGGUUUUCUUGGCUGAGUGGCUUAUGUUUUUAGUCUUUUGUGUGAAAAUCCCCACCAAAUAUUUUUGCUUUCUGCUGCACAUUAUUUUAGAUUACCUUCACUUACUGGACUAAAGUCUUCAGUAUUCAUUGGUCAGAAGGCUUUUGUGGUCCUUUAUAGCCUGUCAUCCAGCUUCCAUUCUUUUAGAGAUAAUUUAGACAUACUCUGCCCACUAGUCAGGAAGCCUGGUACUCCACUGUUAUCCAUUUGAUCUUAACGUUUUGUGUACUGACAAAUGAGUUUACGUGUUGCUGCCAUUUCCAACCUGUAAAGUCUAUGAGAACCUUUUAUUUGUAGGAAAAGAUAAUAAUACUGUUCAUCUGUCUUGGGAUUCUUCAGUAGUGAAUAUUAGAAUUUCUUCUCUGUCAGCCUGCUGAUUUCCUUACCUUAUUCACUGAUAUUUGGAAUGAGAUCACUUUAUUUGCACCUGUUUCUGGCAUAACCUUUGCAUUUAUAUUGAUGGAGAGGAAUGUACAGUAAACUGGAUCAUCACAUUGCUUUUUUAAAUGGACUGUAUCUCAGUUAGCUGGCUAGUAUCCAGACCACUCCAUCGAGGAUUAUGGUUACAUAUGUAAUUCUGCUACUUCAGCUUUGAUAGCUUCACUAAUUCCUGUACCAUUACAGUGAUGUCUUCUUCAUUAGCUGGUAUUUAUGUUGUACCAAAGGCAGUUAUAUGCACAACAGCUACACUAAGAAUGCUGUUCACCUCUGUGAACAGCUUCCUCCAUAUGCUCACAGAAUUGCCACAAUUCUGUUAUCAAUAUUUUUAAAUAUUUUUGUUUUGCUUGUUUCAAGGAAUAAUUGGGUCCGCUCUUCUUGAGGAUUAAUGCACUUUGUAUUCUCUCAGUGAUCAGAAUUUAAUGGUAAAAGUCUAAAUCAGAGGAAAAAAAGUAAAAUAAUGGUGUAUAGAGUGUUUACUUAGAAAAUUAACAUUUUACUUAUGCAGUGCUUGAGACAGGACUGAAUGGUAAAAAAGUACAUAGUAAAAAUGAUAUAAAUUAAUUGAGUAACAGUGUGAGCAAUGUCUGCAUAGUCAUACUUACAGCACAUUAUUCCAACUGAAAAGCUUUGCACACUUUAUUCAGGAAUACCAUUAGUAUUUUUAUCUAGUUCUUUCUCCAAACUUUGACUAAAUUCUGAUUUUUCUUGUGUGUUCCAAAAAUGAAGGUAUGUAACAAGGACAUGUGGGCUCUUAAUUUAUACAGAAUGCAUUAUCAUACUAUGCCUAAGCUACAAACAUACUUCAACUUGACAGUCUGAAAAAAUCAUAUUAAGUCUUACUUGCUACUUGAUAAGAAAUUGGUUCUCAGUUCUAUCAUUUGUGAUGCAAACAAACACUUCUGCAUACUAAAAUGUGCUAUGAUUAAUGUAUUGAUUGCAUAAUGGAUGGAGGCAUUGCAGUAAAGAGACAGUGACAGCGUUUUAUAAUGUUCUUGAUCAGUACAGAUAAUCUGCAAUUGAUGCAUAGUGGCAGACGCAUCAUUAGUUCUUGGGCAGCUACUUUUCCUUUCCUGAUAGAAGUAAUAAAUUACAGAUGACAUGUACACUGUGUUAUAACAUUUGCCAAUAGCAGUGUACCUAUUUGAGUUGACUUAAAUAUUUGCAGUAUUAAUCGACUCUCUAUUAGAUACUUGAGUAUUCUUCCAUUUUCAUGUAGGAUAGUACCAUUUUCUGCCACCAUGUUUGUACAUGCCAUAAACAUUUUAUUGGUUUGCUGGCCCUAUUUUUUGAUGUUUGGAGAAACUCUAUAACACCUCUGUUUUCACAUUUUGUCUUAUCUAAUUAAAUAUUAUAUUUUCUAAACUUACACUCUGUCUUGCCAGUUAUGCUGCUUGUAUGGUUUAGAACACAACUAGGCUGCUGUGGAUUAAUAGCUAUUUGAAUCUACUACUAGGAAAACAUUUAAAGAGGGAACGUGCUAAUCUCUUGAAAUAAAAGAAAAAUAAGUAGCGGGGCACAUCCUUAAAAAUAUGAUGUUCUCCAGAUUCCAUAAAGUGAAUAAAUUCCUUGAUUGUUUCGUUAAAACCUAUAUUAUAUUCAUUAAUCUUUAGCAUUUCGUUAUGACAUCAUCAUCAUGAUUUAUUGCAAAUGAAGAUGGUUUGAGCACAUUUUGUUUUGCAUGCAAACACCCUUAUGAAGAGUUGAGCUGGCUUCUCUAUUCAUUAUAUACAAAUGUUAUACUAGAAUAGAAAUUAAAUUAAAUGCACACCUUACUAUGGUCUGCUUUCUUAAAACUGGCUACACUGUAGUCAUGAUGUAAUGAAGUUUCCAUUCCAGCAGACACAGAUGUAAUUUUUAUUUGUCUGUAGUGAGGUUCCCCUUAUAAGUGCAGUUAAGACAAGACAGUGAAAGCAAAGUUUUUUAAAAAAACUUGAAAAGUUUAAACAUUUUUUCUGUUUGACUGUGUAUUUAAAUCCAUGCUGUUUCUCAAAACAAUGUGUAUUAUGUUUGUGUCACUAUGUACCCAAUUUACACUUAGAAUUCUGUAAUAUGUAUGUAUUUCUGAUGCCUUUUAUUGCAGCUGCUUGACUGUCUGGGCCUGAUUCCAAACCAUGUAAGUGACCACUUACACUGAAAAUAGGCUCCAAGCAGGUCUUUUGUAAUCUGGCGCCAGGUGUGAGACUGUUAUUAGAUAGGUCUUGCACUGGAAUAAGUAAAUUGCACUGAGAGAAAGUCUUUCAGAAUCAGGGCAAACUAACACUGAGAGCAACUCUUUCGGAAUCUGUCAUUCUGUGUGUCUUUGUUGUAUCACUCAGACUGUGGCUGAAAAGGUCUUCAGUGCAUCAGUUCACUACCCCAGUUAACAAAAAUGAAUAAGUAACAUUCUAUAAUCUGUGCAAUGGUUGACAGACAUAAAAGAGAUGAAAAAUAAAAGAUGACAUUUAAUGCUAUAUUCGUACAGGUAUAAUGCAGAAUUAAUUUAUGCAUUUUGCCCCCCAAGUAUUUCUGUUCAUUUUAUCAAUAGAUAUGUACCAUUUUGGUCAGUCUUCUAUUUGACACUUUUCUUAGAAAUAUGCAUAGUUACAACAUUAAAACUGAUGUAGUUCUGCUAAUUUAGGGCAUUAGCCUACUUAAAAAUGCAGAGCCAUUCUAAGCUGUAGUUAUCAUGUGUACUUCAAUUCUUCACAUAAUAUUUUAAUCCCAACAACAUAUACAAUUUAGAAAUAAAAAAUGUGCCUUUGUACU
Molecule: messenger RNA, 10124 nt
Organism: Protopterus annectens (West African lungfish)
Lineage: Eukaryota; Metazoa; Chordata; Ceratodontiformes; Protopteridae
Gene: DENND1B
Product: DENN domain containing 1B
Exons: 23
Coding region: 210-2591 (793 amino acids)
Biological process (GO): endocytic recycling; endocytosis
Cellular component (GO): intracellular membrane-bounded organelle; nuclear speck; cytosol
Molecular function (GO): phosphatidylinositol phosphate binding; guanyl-nucleotide exchange factor activity
Source: RefSeq, a predicted model, not a curated record